AUGCGAUCACUUACAGUCUUCCUCUUUGCCUUGGUGUUAAUGGUGCUUGGUGUACAUUCAAGCCCUGAACGCCCAAGUCAGCAUCAGCAAGGCGUUGACAAGAGCUGUGACGAGACGAAGAGCAGCACUACGCUGAAGAACGUGGGAGGAGGUGUCGGUUCUACCACAUCGCAUUCAUCGACGGGUUCAACCACCGGAAUACCAGCAUCUACAUCCUUGACGAGCACUAUCACCACCACCAUCACCUCGACCAGAACCAACACAGUGACAGUCACCAGCCCUCCUCCAAGUGGUUCUUGUGCAUUGAGCAGUGCUACCACUGGCAUUCCAAUCACCACAUCUCCCGUUGUUCCUACAGCUAACAACAAAACUGUUGCUCUGAAUACAACCACAUCCACCAAACAUCUUACCAAUGUGACCAAUUCUACACACCCAGCGACAUCAGCACCAAAUGCUACAGUACCCAAGCCGACAAUUAGCCCAACCAUCUCUGGUUUUCAGGGUGCGGCUGCUGCCUUGUCAAGUCAGUCUCCAGCAUCCGUCUUUGCUCUUGGCUGCUUGGUUUUCAUGGCAGCUUUAUUGGCAUAA
This is a messenger RNA of Exophiala bonariae, 588 nucleotides long. RefSeq lists its product as uncharacterized. Lineage: Eukaryota; Fungi; Ascomycota; Eurotiomycetes; Chaetothyriales; Herpotrichiellaceae. The transcript has a single exon. The coding region runs from base 1 to 588 and encodes 195 amino acids. The record is from RefSeq and is a predicted model, not a curated record.